AUGUUGAUAGCUGCAAAAUAUUUAAAUGAGGUAAAUCAACUAAAGGAACUGUUGCAUAAGCAGUUUGACAUAAAGGAUUUUGGUGCAACCAAGAAAAUACUUGCGAUUGAGAUUUGCCGGGACAGAACUGCAAGGAAGUUAUGGCUAUCUCAGGGCGGUUAUGUGCAUAAGGUGUUGGAGAGGAUUAGUAUGACUGAUACAAAAUCAGUGUGUACACCUCUAGCGAGUCAUUUUAAGCUGUCUACUGCAGAUUACCCAAGUCUGGAUGAGAAAAUUCGGCACAUGUCAAAGGUCCCCUAUGCUAGUGUGGUGGGAAGUUUAAUAUAUGCUAUGACACGUUCGAGGCCAGAUUUGGCACAUGCUGUGAGCGUGGCUUCGAGAGUUGAUUACUUCAUGGGUGAACUUAUAUUGGAGAAGAUUCACACUUCUAAAAAUGCAGCGGAUAUGUUGAUGAAAUCAGUUACUUAUGAGAAGUUCAAGCAUUACUUGGAAUUACUCCAUGUCUCCAAGGAUCAUCUUGUGGAAAAAUGUGGAAGUGCAGCAGCUGCUACUGAAAUGAUGAAGUGGGAAAAUAUUUCCCACCUGAGCUAUGAGUUUUGGAGAAAAAAGAAUAACAAACUGUUGUGGGCUAGGGAGGUAUGGUACUGUGGCUCUCCCCCUAAGCAUGCCUUCUGUCUUUGGCUGGGUGUGAAAGGGAAAUUACUUACAUGUGAUAGAAUGAUGGGAGAAGAUAUUGACCAGGUGUGUGUGUUCUACAAAGCAAAAAAUGAGACCUUGGAUCACUUGUUUUUUAGAUGUAAGGUUACAGCUGAAGUGUGGAAUGCGAUUAGAAGAUGGCUGGGGAUUAAAAGGCAAAUGCCUACCAUCAAAGUAGCUGUCAAGUGGCUCCAUAAAGAAGCAAAAGGCAAAGGAAUGGUGGCUGCAAGUAAGAAAAAUGGACUGGCAGCAACAGUAUAUUUCAUUUGGCAUUUCAGGAAUAGAUGCAAAUUUGAGAAUCAUGGCUUCUCCUCCUCAGAACUCAUAAGUGUGAUCCAAAGGCAUACAUAUAGAGGAAUAUAUGAUAAAUUUGAAAUGUAUGCUCUUGAGUAA
Messenger RNA from Malania oleifera, 1089 nucleotides. RefSeq lists its product as uncharacterized. Lineage: Eukaryota; Viridiplantae; Streptophyta; Magnoliopsida; Santalales; Ximeniaceae. The record is from RefSeq and is a predicted model, not a curated record. The transcript has 3 exons. Bases 1 to 1089 code for a protein of 362 amino acids.